Lineus longissimus is the source of this 898-nucleotide messenger RNA. RefSeq names its product peptide methionine sulfoxide reductase MsrB-like. Gene Ontology annotation, cellular component: cytoplasm. The record is from RefSeq and is a predicted model, not a curated record. Gene Ontology annotation, molecular function: peptide-methionine (R)-S-oxide reductase activity. NCBI's taxonomy places the organism in Eukaryota, Metazoa, Nemertea, Pilidiophora, Heteronemertea, Lineidae. Gene Ontology annotation, biological process: response to oxidative stress; protein repair. The transcript is spliced from 5 exons. Bases 64 to 591 code for a protein of 175 amino acids.
CAGCGGUGCUGUGGCUUUCUGCAGUGUUGUCACAUUUUGUGUUAUAAUCAUUUUAUAAUAAUCAUGUCAGGAGUCAUUCCUGCUCGCCUGAUUCAGCCGAUUUUGACGUGUGCUUCUUUAUUACGAACGAGAGCGUGUCUACAACGGUUUCAACUCCCUGUUUUGUCAUUGUUACAUACAACAGUUGUGAUGACACAAACUAAGCUGAGCGAUGAAGAAUGGAAGGCGAGGCUGACAGACCAGCAGUAUCAUGUGACCAGAAAUGGAGGAACAGAAAGGGCAUUUACUGGUAUAUACUAUGACCAUAAAGAGAAAGGAACAUAUGUGUGUACAUGCUGUGGAGUGGAGUUAUUUAGUUCAACAACAAAAUAUGAUUCUGGAUCUGGCUGGCCGUCAUUCUACAAGGCAAUGGAUAAAGAGAAAGUGAUUGAGAUCCAUGAUGACUCGCAUGGUAUGAGGAGGACCGAGGUCAGGUGUAAAAAUUGUGGCGCUCAUCUUGGUCAUGUGUUCAAUGAUGGCCCAGCUCCGACCGGGCAGAGGUACUGCAUAAACAGCAUAAGUCUUCAAUUUAAAGGGGACGCCGAGAAGUAAAUCAGGACAUCUGCUCAAAGAUCUCAUACUGAUGGACUGUGUGUGAGGCAUUGUGUAGAAAAGAGACAAUGACUGCGGUGUUUUCAUUGAUCAGUUACCCAGGGAAAGUGUCUUCCUGGACAAGGAGAAGUUACCUAUUACCUGAAGUAGAAGUGUGUUGCGGAUUGAUGAAAAUGAUAAGUAUUAUGAACCAACCCACGAAACAGCUCAGAAGGUUACUAAGUGGGGACAGUAUGCAUGUAAUUAUGUAUAUUUUUGUAUUUUAUGUGAUAGCAUACAGUGAUAGUCAGUAAAGUUUUUGUUAUAA